GACUCGAUUAGCCAGCGCGCUGUAGCACCCCGCAUCCUUGAUCUUUUGUUUUUCUUGUCGUCCACGCAUGGUAUUCGCUGACGACAUUGACCCCCACUUGCUUGGCGUCGCUGUCCGCACGGAGCUCAACGGGGCGAGUCUACUCGUCAUAGCUACAUUACGUCAUCCGAACGCGCCGACUACACUCGUGCGACUCAACGAUAUUGUACAAACUUCAAAUAGUAAUUUGUUGCUAAUUGAGGUCUAGAAAUGCCUAUGAAAGGAAGAUUUCCGAUCAGGAGGACGCUGCAGUAUCUGCAGAAAGGCGACAUAAUCUUUAAAAACCGAGUGAAGAUCAUGACAGUCAAUUACAACACACGGGGAGAGCUCAGCGACGGAGCAAGGAAAUUUGUGUUCUUCAAUAUUCCUCAGAUUCAGUACAAAAACCCGUGGGUCCAAAUAAUGAUGUUCAAAAACAUGACGCCGUCGCCCUUCUUGAGCUUUUACUUGGAUGACGGUGAACAGGUGCUGGUGGAUGUGGAAGGCAAGGACCACAAAGACAUUUCACGACACAUAAAGACCAUUUUGGGCAAAUCCCAGACGGUGUUGGAGGGAGAAGCACAAGCCAAGAUGCAGGCCUCCAACCCUGCCAACUUUGGCCCAAAAAAGUACUGUCUGAGGGAGUGUAUCUGUGAGGUGGAUGGCCAGGUGCCUUGCCCUGGCACCACGCCGCUGCCUAAAGAGAUGACAGGCAAGUAUCGUGCCCAGAUGAGAGCGGAACAGGAGUGAAUGGCUGAGAAGAAAAGCAGACGUUUCCUUUUUUUGCAAAUACAUGAAGAGCUGCACUCAGCAA
This is a messenger RNA of Phyllopteryx taeniolatus (common seadragon), 832 nucleotides long. It is a transcript of the gene mrps25, whose product is annotated as mitochondrial ribosomal protein S25. Lineage: Eukaryota; Metazoa; Chordata; Actinopteri; Syngnathiformes; Syngnathidae. Gene Ontology annotation, cellular component: mitochondrion. The record is from RefSeq and is a predicted model, not a curated record. The coding region runs from base 250 to 768 and encodes 172 amino acids. Gene Ontology annotation, molecular function: structural constituent of ribosome. The transcript has 4 exons.